Molecule: messenger RNA, 4537 nt
Organism: Cadophora gregata
Lineage: Eukaryota; Fungi; Ascomycota; Leotiomycetes; Helotiales; Ploettnerulaceae
Exons: 12
Coding region: 113-4456 (1447 amino acids)
Biological process (GO): transmembrane transport
Cellular component (GO): membrane
Molecular function (GO): ATP hydrolysis activity; ATP binding; ABC-type transporter activity
Source: RefSeq, a predicted model, not a curated record
CUGCAUUGGAUGAUUGAUAGGCAUUUUCACUUUUGACAUUUUGAUUCUUUCAUUGUUCACAUGUCCGCUCAUUCGGCAGCAAAGAAUCCUUGACCAAUCAUUCCAUGUGGCCAUGGCGAACGGAAGUUUCCCAGCUGCUCAUGCUGGCGACGACGCUUUUGGCCCAGCGAGUUCCACGAGAGAUUUUGAUUUCACUCUGACUUUCGAGCAAAGUAUUUUGACUGUUCUACCCUCUGUGCUGUUUAUUGGAGCCGCAUCUUUUCGCCUGGCGCAAUUGUUCCGAAGGAAUUCUCGCACCUUACCUCACUAUCGCCACACACUCAAGACGAUUACCGCGACAGGAUACAUAGUCCUCCAAUUGGCAUUAAUAGUGCUAUGGUCAACAUCUUAUCCUAACAGACCUUUCAUGAGUAUUCCUUCUGCUGCAAUUUCUUUUUUUGCGUCAGGCAUUAUCUUGUUACUUUCUCAUUUCGAAGAUCGAAAGGCGGCAAGGCCAUCGACACUGUUGAAUGUAUACCUUCUACUCUCGGUAUUGUUCGAUGCAGCCGCAGUCCGAAGUUUGUGGACUGUUAAAUACAAUCAUGUCGCCGCCGUCCAGAGCGCCAGCAUUGCCGUCAAAAUCGGCAUGCUUUUCUUGGAGGCGAAGCAAAAGAGCCAAUAUCUUCUGCAUCCUUAUAGAGAUUACCCUCCCGAAGCUACGAGUGGCUUCUGGAACUUGAGUUUUGUUUGGUGGCUGAACAAACUCUUUGUCACAGGGUUUCAAAAGCUCAUGACAACUCAAGAUCUUUUCGACAUAGACCGCAACUUAACAUCCAAGGUGGCAGGACAUAGAUUAAAAGAUUCUUGGGAUGACCAGGCAUUCGAAACACGAUAUGGGUUGCCUCUGGCAGUGGCUUGGUGCUUUCGGUGGACACUCUUAGCUGCAACCUUCCCUCGUCUAUGUCUGAUUGGCUUCAACUUCUCCCAGCCCUUCCUGAUAGUUGCGGCGAUUGAGAAUUUGAAGAACCAAGAAGCGACCAAGAAUGAUGGCUAUGGAUUAAUUGGCGCUGCAUUCCUCAUAUACAUGGGUAUCGCGAUUUCAACUGUACAUUUCAAUCAGAAAUUCUCUAGGUUUACUACCAUGCUAAGAGGAGGAAUGAUUUCGCUACUCUACAACAAAACAUUGCAGCUGCAAGAAAGCUCAAGUACCCAAAGUGCAGUUCUUACGCAUAUGAGUACUGAUCUUGACAACGCAAUCGAAUUCUUGGAGAAAAUUAACAAUAUAUGGGCUUGCGUACUGGAAAUUGUAAUUGGAACAUGGUUGUUAGAGCGCCAAAUCGGCGCGGCGUUCGUUGUGCCCCUGAUUGUUGCACUUGCUUGUGUUGUUGGGCAAGGGAAGGUUGCCAUGUCCAUCGGCAAGUACCAACAGCAAUGGAAUGAAGCUAUACAACAACGUGUGAAGAACACAUCGUCGAUGCUCGGCGCAAUAAAUGAAAUCAAAAGAACAGGACUUGGAAGCAAAAUCUCAACCAACAUCCAGAAAGAACGAGAGCAAGAGCUUAAGAUCUCCCGGCCAUUUUUCUGGGGUAUCGUUUGGCUAAAUGGACUUUCGGAUUUUCCUAAAGUCUGGGCACCUGCCAUUUCUUUCCUCGUGUUUGCCAUUCAAGCCAAAGUUAGAGAGAAAGACUCAUUGACCACUGCACAAGCUUUCGCCGCCUUGAGCAUCAUCACCCUUGUCACGUCACCCGCUGAGCAGUUACUCGCGGUCAUACCGCAGCUCGCAGCUGCACUAGGUUGCUUCGAUCGUUUACAAGCAUACUUGAGAUCACCAUCAUUACAGGACUCUCGAAUCCAGACAACCACUAGAACGAGUUCUUCAUCGACGAACGACGAGAAAGACGGAAGCAAACACGCCACUUUACAAGAUUCGUCGAUAUUAGACUAUGCUCUAUGUGUGGACAAUGUCACCGUCUGCCCAGCUCCAACUGUGACAGAAGUAGCGUUACAGAAUAUCAGUUUCGCGCUCGAAGCUGGCUCGCUUACUGUUCUGCUUGGGCCAAUUGGCUCUGGGAAGUCAACAUUGCUCAAAGCUAUCCUCGGAGAGUUGUUGUGUAAGACCGGCGAAAUCAAGGUGAACUCGAAGAAAAUCGCAUACUGCAGUCAGUCGCCAUGGUUGAUGAAUCUUACCGUCAAGGAAACUAUAUGUGGAUCCAUGAGCUCGGCGGAGGCAGAUGCAGAUCGGGAUCCAGAGUGGUAUCAAACAGUUCUACACGCUUGCACUUUGGACCAAGACAUUCAUCAAUGGCCUAAAGGUGAUCAAAGUGUGGUCGGGAGUAAAGGAAUCACACUUUCUGGCGGGCAGAAACACCGCGUGGCUUUGGCUCGCGCAGUAUAUACCCGGCAACCUAUCAUUCUGUUGGAUGAUAUUUUCAGCGCGCUCGAUAACAAAACCCAAGGUAUAUUAAGCAACCGACUGCUAUCAAGCGAUGGACUUUUCCGUCGACUCUCAACUACCGUGAUCUUCGUCACGAACACUGUGAAAUAUUUACGUUUCGGGGACAGAAUUCUUGUGCUCGGCACCUCGGGGCACCUAGUCAUGCAGGGGACUUAUCGCGAACUGAGCAACAUGAAAGAGUUUGCGGCAUACGCAACUGAGCUCGUCGAGCUAUCAACCGAAUCAGGCCCACCAGCUCCAGAAUAUCCUUCUAACUCAAAUGAAGCAUCGGAGGUGAUUGAGACAGACAAGAUGAUGGACUUGACCAGGCGAACUGGUGAUCUCAAAAUCUACAAAUACUACAUUCGUAAUGUGGAACCAGUUGUUUGGAUUGGCUUUGUGAUUACGACAGCCCUGGUAGCGUUCGCUGAAAAUUUCCCUGUCGUCUGGUUGAACUGGUGGGUGCAGGCAGGAGGCAAACAUUUGUCGCUUUACUUGCCUGUCUAUGCCGCCCUGGCUCUGCUCGCAACAACUUCUUCAAUGCUCUCUAUAUGGGUGAUGUUCAUGAAUCUUAUGCCACGAGCUGCAAUCCGGCUCCAUCACAUCCUGCUGCAAACAGUCAUGAAUGCACCACCGUCAUUUUUCGCAAAAACGGAUUCCGGUGUGGUCUUGAAUCGGUUCUCUCAGGACAUGAGCUUAGUCGACCUCCAACUACCGAUAGCCGCAAUCACAGUCCUUGGCUCUCUCUUUGGCUGCAUCGCCCAGAUCGCUUUGAUAUCUACAGGUUCUUCUUACAUGGCUUUGACAAUACCGUUCACGCUUUUGGCAAUCUACUGUAUCCAAAAUGUCUACCUCAAAACGAGUCGCCAGCUUCGUUACCUUGAUCUAGAGAACAAGAGUCCACUGUUCACACAUUUCAUGGAGACCCUUGACGGUCUCGCUACGAUACGCGCUUUUGGCUGGGAGACUAAAGCUAAACAGACACUCGACAGCCACCUGGAUCACUCGCAAAAGCCAUAUUACAUGCUCCUCUGCAUUCAGCGAUGGCUAAAUCUCGUAUUGGAUCUAUUGGUUACAGCGCUCGCCGUGAUUGUGAUAGCGCUGGCUGUCAAUCUGAAAAGCACUACAGCAGCAGGCUUGUUAGGUCUAUCGUUGAACAACAUCCUCGGUUUCAACAAGUCGCUUUCGAAGUUAGUCACCUCUUGGACAUCGCUUGAGACCUCUUUGGGAGCAGUCGCCAGAGUCAAAACAUUUGCGGAGACGACUGAAUCCGAAGAGAAGCCUGGCGAGAGCCUUGAACCACCAGCUGGCUGGCCAUCAACAGGGUCUAUGGAUAUAGAUGAUGUUACUGCUACUUAUGGUUCCAACAUUCUUGCCUUGGAUGGGAUUACAAUGAGCAUCAAGGCUGGGGAGAAGAUAGGAGUUUGCGGUCGUACAGGAAGCGGCAAAACCUCGUUGCUCAAUGCUAUACUUCGCGUCGUACCAAUCUCCUCGGGCUCUAUCAAAAUAGAUACUAUCGAUAUCAACACCAUCUCUCCCAACAGCCUUCGGCAAAGACUUACAGUUGUCCCUCAAGAAUCAUUUAUCCUCCCCGGUACCGUUCGUGUCAAUGCCGAUCCUCUCGGUCUUGCUUCCGAUACCAUGAUCAUCGCCGCGCUGAGAGAUGUCGGAAUUUGGGACGCGUUGGAAGGCCAAACUGAGGGUAGCGACCGAAGUGGUCUCGACACAAUUUUACUUGAGAGACCCCUCUCGCAGGGCCAACAGCAGUUAUUUGGUCUUGCACGGGCGAUGUUGAGGGAUAGUGCUGUUGUGAUUAUUGAUGAGGGGACGAGUAGUGUGGAUAGCGAGACUGAUAUCUUGAUUCAGAAAGUGAUGAGAGAGAAGUUCAAAGAUCGUACGGUGAUAUGCGUGGCUCAUAGGCUUGAUACUAUCAGAGAUUGUGACAGGAUCGCUGUGAUGGAUGGUGGCAAGUUGGUGGAGUUCGACAGCCCUCAAGAAUUGCUUGCACGGGAGAGUCUGUUCAAGGACAUGUACUGUGCUUAGAAGUCGGAUAGACUAGAUGAUAUGCUACAAUAGAGCUAGACUGUAAACACAUGGAAACAAUGUCCCAAAUAUUCAAUUACC